AUGGACGGGCUAUUUACACUGCUCAUUUUGAGCACUGUCAUGGCCGUGGCUUCUUUUCUGGCCGGUAUCCUCCCUCUUUCUCUCACUCUGUCGACGGCACAGUUGCGCUUUAUCUCGACAGUUGGCAUGGGCGUUUUGGUGGGCACAUCUCUUGUCGUUAUAAUUCCAGAAGGCGUCGAGACUCUUUACAGUGCCAAUGAAGUUGGCCAUACUCAUGCCCAUUCGCAUGCAAGAAGACAUGCGUUGGUACCCGCCGCAGAUGUUCGAUGGCCAAGUCACCUUGGGCCACUGGCACAACACUCGCCCAAGCUGCUCGUACGCGCCGCAGACAAAGAACCUAGCCCAUUCGAUGUCCCCGGGCCCGUUAUCCCCGCCGGGAUGGACCCUCCACCACGAACCCCUACCAAACCUGGUGUGGUCGGCAUAAUGGAUUCGGACCACAAGGAUGAUAAGGCAGCAGAAGAGAAGUCUGGCGCUGCGAAAGAGGAACACAAUGGAUCUGAACAUGCAUGGAUCGGCGUGGCCUUACUAGCUGGGUUUAUGCUCAUGUACCUCAUUGAUAAGGUGCCGCAAUACAGCGGACCAUCGAAGCCAAAAGCACGAACACAUCAUAUUGCCUUAAACAAUUUGGGUCGACAGUUCAACCUCACUACGUCUCUUGAUCGGGAUGACGAGGCAGAUACUUUUUUGGAGUCUCCAGAAGGGUCCCACGUGCGAAGUCGGAGUUUCGCAACGACCAUCGGCUUGGUGAUUCAUGCAGCUGCAGAUGGAAUUGCUUUAGGAGCUUCGUCUACAGCUACAAAUUCGACUUUGAGUCUGGUGAUUUUCUUUGCAAUCAUGGUCCAUAAGGCCCCUGCGGCUUUUGGCUUGACCUCGGUUUUGGUGAAGCAAGGGCUUUCAAAACGUGCAGCGCGGGGUCACCUUGUCCUUUUCAGUCUGGCGGCGCCGGCAGGUGCUCUCCUUACCUGGCUGUUCGCUCAUCUCCUGGGCGGAGGUGGUAGUCAUAACGCAGAGAAGACGACCUGGUGGACUGGGAUCCUGUUGCUCUUCUCUGCCGGGACCUUCCUUUACGUUGCGAUGCAUUCCAUGCAAGAUGCAUCUGACUCCCACCAUGAUGGGGCGAACGGCCAUCCCAAUGGGUAUGUGGACGGUCGUGAAGGGCCUGUGACGGAGCCGAAACCGUCUUGGAAGGAUCUUGGGGCGGCUUGCUUUGGAAUGAUCUUACCCUUGUUCAUGCAAGUUGGACAUGCACACUAA
This is a messenger RNA of Exophiala dermatitidis NIH/UT8656, 1257 nucleotides long. RefSeq lists its product as uncharacterized. Gene Ontology annotation, biological process: zinc ion transport; transmembrane transport. Gene Ontology annotation, molecular function: metal ion transmembrane transporter activity. The transcript has a single exon. The record is from RefSeq and is a predicted model, not a curated record. Bases 1 to 1257 code for a protein of 418 amino acids. Lineage: Eukaryota; Fungi; Ascomycota; Eurotiomycetes; Chaetothyriales; Herpotrichiellaceae. Gene Ontology annotation, cellular component: membrane.